Molecule: messenger RNA, 774 nt
Organism: Neohortaea acidophila
Lineage: Eukaryota; Fungi; Ascomycota; Dothideomycetes; Mycosphaerellales; Teratosphaeriaceae
Exons: 1
Coding region: 1-774 (257 amino acids)
Cellular component (GO): intracellular anatomical structure
Molecular function (GO): oxidoreductase activity, acting on NAD(P)H, oxygen as acceptor
Source: RefSeq, a predicted model, not a curated record
AUGUCGAACAAGAGCAGCAAGGUCAUCAUUCUGACGGGCGCAUCACGAGGCAUUGGCCUGGUAAUAGCCCACUACCUUCUCUCCCACGCCGACAAGCACAGACUGGUGGUGACGGCACGCAGCGAGAAGCCAUUGAAAGAGUUGGAACAGCAAUACCCCGGCCAGGUGGCAGUCCUCACUGGCGAUGCGUCAGACCUGUCACUAGGUGGCAAAGCAGUCGAGCUCGCAGAAGACCGUUGGCAGCGGCUAGACGGCGUCAUAAUCAACCACGGUGUCCUGGACCCCGUUACGCGAGUGGCCAAUGCCAAAGCCGAAGACUGGCGCAAGGCAUUUGACAUCAACUUCUUCUCGGCCGUCGCACUGGUCCAAGUUGCUCUCCCCGCUCUUCGCGAUUCCAAGGGCGCCAUCAUCUUCACCUCAUCCGGCGCGGCAUCGAGAGGAUUUCCAACGUGGGGUGCAUACGGUGCUGCCAAAGCGGCUAUGAACCACCUGGCCAUGACGCUGGGCAGUGAGGAGAAAGAGAUUACAAGCAUCGCCAUACGACCGGGAGUUGUGGAUACGGAGAUGCAGAGAGAAGUCAGAGAGAAGCACAAUGGAGUCAUGGACGAAGAACACGUGAAGCACUUUGCCAGCUUGAAGUCCGACGGACAUCUGUUGAAAGCAGAACUGCCGGGUCAUGUCAUGGCGAAGCUGGUGCUGGACCCGCCACGCGACCUGAACGGCCACUUCCUUGAUUGGAAUGCUGGCGAGUUGAAGGCAUAUCAAGAGAUGUGA